Oncorhynchus kisutch (coho salmon) is the source of this 3770-nucleotide messenger RNA. Its product is annotated as phospholipid phosphatase 3-like. Gene Ontology annotation, molecular function: phosphatidate phosphatase activity. The transcript is spliced from 7 exons. NCBI's taxonomy places the organism in Eukaryota, Metazoa, Chordata, Actinopteri, Salmoniformes, Salmonidae. Gene Ontology annotation, cellular component: plasma membrane. The record is from RefSeq and is a predicted model, not a curated record. Bases 559 to 1467 code for a protein of 302 amino acids. Gene Ontology annotation, biological process: phospholipid metabolic process; cell-cell adhesion; phospholipid dephosphorylation.
AGAGAACGUUUACUAGCAUGAGGUAUGGAGCUAAUUACUGAGCCGUAGCAGAGAGAAGAGAAGAAGGCUGAGCCAAACUGCUGAGAAGGAGGGUGAGGAGGAGGAGGAGGAGAAGAGGAAGGGUUAAUAAAACUACCAUAUCUCUCUCUCUGCGCUCAGUGCGCUAUUCUCUGCCAGGCUUUGAAGCUGACAGAGAGAGAGGAGACAGAAGCAGAAGUUACAGAAGUUUACCAUCCCAAAUCGUGAACAGGACAGACGAAAGGUUUUAAUCCAGUAUCUGAAGAGGCGAUUUCUGGUGAAAAGUAUGCUUUUCUAAAGUCAAAUAUUUGGACAGACGAGGCAUCGCAUCGUUGCAGCGCUGAUACAAAGUUUGCAGGUCCUCUACUUAGUUGGGAAGUUCGUUUCCCAUAGUUGGCUUGUGAGUGACAUCUGCUUCUUCUCGGCUGGAAUCCUUGACGGACUAAAUAACGUGAUUUAGAUUGUUUGGAGCGCUGGUGGAAUUUUAACUGGAGACGGAGUUCUUCCAUGCAACAGUUGGCUAUUUUGUACAAGUAAGCCAUGGCACAACAGACCAGAAACGGAGGGACCUCAUUGAACAACAACGGCACCGAUAUCACCAAGAGGAAGCUGUUGACAGGACUGGACCUCUUCUGCCUGCUACUAGCUGGCCUGCCCUUCCUGAUAAUAGAGACUAGCAUCAUACAGCCGUACCAGAGAGGUUUUUACUGUUCUGAUGAGUCCAUCCGGUACCCAUGUAAAAAUGGAGACACUAUCAGCGAUGCUGUGCUCUGUGCUGCUGGCAUUCUUAUUGCCAUCCUCUCUAUUGUUAUAGGAGAGUGUUACCGGAUUCACCAUCUGAGUGAGGGAUCUAAGUCUUUCAUUGGGAACCCUUAUGUCUCAUCUCUCUACAAACAGGUUGGAGUGUUUAUAUUUGGCUGUGCCAUUAGUCAGUCGUUCACAGACAUCGCCAAGGUGUCAGUGGGCAGGAUGAGACCGCACUUCCUGGACGUGUGUAACCCUGACUGGUCAGCCAUCAACUGUUCCCUCGGAUAUAUCACCUCAUACACCUGUAAGGGCCCUGAGAGCAAAGUACAGGAAGCCAGGAAAUCCUUCUUCUCAGGACAUGCCUCCUUCUCCAUGUUUACUAUGCUCUACCUGGCUUUUUAUCUCCAGUCCAGGUUCACCUGGCGAGGUGCCCGUUUGCUCCGCCCCCUCCUCCAGUUCACGCUGCUGAUGAUGGCAUUCUACACCGGCCUAUCACGCGUUUCCGACCACAAGCACCACCCCACAGACGUACUGGCCGGCUUUGUACAGGGCGCCCUGGUGGCCUACUGCAUAGUGUUCUAUGUAUCUGACCUGUUCAAGCCGCAGGAGAAGCCUGCCUCGCCCCCUCCCUCCCCCAUCAAGAAGGAGCUCCUCCCCCCUGCUGACAUCAUCGAGCGGAACAACCACCACAACAUGGUGUGAGACAGGCUCCUCGGUCAGGGGAAGGGGCCUAUCACAGCAUUUCUCACCGCCCAUUGGACAGUAGAAUGUAGCGACCAGAGAGACUAUGGUCGCGUCUCAAAUCACACUCCGCUUUUUAUAUAGUGCACUCCUUAUCACACCCGCUGGUGCAAAGUAGUGCACUACUUAGGGAGUAGUGCUUUAUUUGAGUCCUGCCCUGCAGAAACCACUAUCCAGACUCUUUACUACUAUUGUUAUUACUACUACUUUGAGCCCAAGUUAGAGCAAAAAGAAAAGAAUGAAAAGCUAAAAGACAAGAAGUUAGAGACAGACAGACAGACAGACAGACAGACAGCAGUGCAGAGCCGUUGAAACGAACACAUUGUAUCCACACAAAGGGGAAAUAAAUGUUAAAAAAUAAAUGAAUGAAUGAAGGAGAAAAAGACAGACAUAUUAGCUGUCUCUGUCUGUGGCCUUGACAUAGGAUAACAACUUCCUUAGUAAUAGGAACUAUAUUACUGCAAUAUUACUAGCACAUGACACAUCUAGUAUAUGAGUAACAAUAUAGAGUAGAAUAACUUACAGCACUAUAAUCCAGUUCACUGUCGAUUAUCACCACUCACCACAGGAUGGACCAGCUAUAAGAACGCUUGUUGAUGCUUACGUAGAAGGUUGAAGUUAACCUGUAACUAGUUAACUUGUCCAAUGCCAGCUACUGACUACUACAACAGAAGGAAGAGACCUGGAGAGGAACCUGACACACUUUAAGGACAAAAAAAGAUCCUUAUAAAAAUCUAAUGAAAUCCACCUCUAGCUUCUAACUCCAGGUAUAGAAGUUUAGAAUAGUCCAGUUGUCAGCUCAACAAGCCUCUUAUAACUGCCCCUUUGAGUAGCCUAACCUGAGAUGAUGCUUUCUGAAAGAGGGGGGGUGAGAUGAAGAAGGGUUUCAUGAACGAUGGAGGGUAAAGGAGGGAUAUUGAUUAGUAUUAGUUUGGGGGUGGUGGGGAAGAAUGGAGGGAGGGGGAGGUAAAUAUCUCUCAGUCACCUGUCACUCGGUGUGGGGGUGUGGCUGUGCCACACUGCCAUCUGAUUAGCUGCAUAGGUGGGGGUGUGGUCUGUUGCCAUGGAAGUAGGGUUGAUUGACAACUAAGCUGUCACAUAAUUAUGGGAUAGGGGCUCUUUCCGCUGGCAGGGAGGGGCUCUGGCCCACCCAAUCAUUCAUUGGCAGUAUGUGUGUGUCCUGUGUGUCACUGUGUGUGUCUGUGUGUCCACUCUGUGUGUUUUGUGUGUGUGUGUGAUGUGUUAGGGUUUGCAUGUCUUGUGUAUUUGUGAGUGUGAUUGUGUCUGUGUCUGUGUGUGUUUUGAUUCAUCCUCCUGGUAGUGUGUGUAGCAUGAACCCCCCUCACACACACCAUUGUCUGUGCCAAGAGUGUGUACCACUAUGUUUGCGUGUGUUUGUGUACAUGUGUGUUAGAGAGGGCCAGGGGUGGAGGGCUGAGGCCCUGUCCGGAGAAUAUUAGAAAACUGUGGAUUGAAUAUUUUUAUUUUCUGCUAUGAUGGAUCUUUAACAUGUUCAGUGCUAGUCCAGUAAUGUAAUUAACAAACCUAUCCCCAUCAGCCAUUUUAUUUUACAGUUCAGUUUACUUAGGAGAAAUCUCAAGUGGCCCACUAUUGCCUAUAGCAGGGUUUCCCAAACUCGGUCCUGGGCCCCUCUGGGUGCACGUUCUGGUUUUUGCUCACACAGCUGAUUCAAAUAACCAACUCAACUUUGAUUUAUUUGAAUCAGCGGUGGGGGGGGGGGGGGAUGCGGGACCCUGCCCCGUGGAAUGCUCUUCUUACUAAAAUAAGUACACUAGAUACGGAAUAGGGUGCCAUUUUGGACAGAGCCUAAGACGUCUUCUCAACAUCACCACUUUCUAAUCACUUUUAGUCCGUCCUAUCAUUUAAGAAAACUAUUUUCUUUUCAUUUUAUAAAUAUAUAAAUAAUGUAUAGUUCACUAAAAUUAACUGUGUAAGAUAUAAUUUCUUAUGUUUAGCUAUUGUCCACUAUGAAACCACAACCUGUGUUAUCUACCAAGUGCUGCUUAAAAAGCAUUGAUUGACAGAUUUUUGUAUUUAGUUAACUAAAAUAUUGUAGAUUUGUGAUAGUAUGUUUUUAAUACACAUUGAAAACAAACACACCUACACGUUUAUUAAAAUUCACUAUCAGUAUUUUUGUAUUGUCUCGUUUUGUAUAAAAUAAGUAUUAGCAAAAAAAAUGUCCUGCUAAAUGUACUUAGCUCUACUACAUGUGGUUUUAAAUAAAAAGCCCAUUAUGAACACAA